CCCACCAAUUCUGUGAUUUGCAUUUGAACGGAUACUAUUUUCCGUGCAUCCAUUGGGUUUGAUAUUCGACGAACAAAUUUUGGAACUGAUAUUCCAAAACAGGAUCCACGAUCAAAUUUGGGUGAUUGGCAGGUUACGUACGGCAAGAGGUAUGUUAAGAGCUCUGACAGACAGUUGCUUCAAGGCGCCCCAUGACGAAGUGCCCCCCUGGCGUAGCCUCUAUCAGGUUGUUUGUAAAAAAAAAACCAUUCCUGCCACCCGAUCGAACCCUCGAGCAUUCCAAAACGUGCGAGUAGAGGAUGCCCUACGGAAAGUUGCAUGUUCUACCACUGAGCCUUUUCAUCCUAAUCCCAGUGACAUUUUUGAUUACAUACACCAUAUCAGUGCAUUGGGACCAUGUGGUGCCAGGAUUUCCUUAUAUAUCUGAAACGGGCACCCUGUCGCCAGAAUCGUGUGUAUUCGCCCAAUUUCUCAAUAUAGCUGCAUUGCUCCUCGCCUGUUGCGUGUACAUUAGACAUCGACAAGUUUCUCAAUGGCAAUCGGAAAGGGGCAAAAAUCUCGUUAGCAAGAGAAUUGUUGUUGUGGCGGCCUGGUGCGGGGCUCUAGCUUGUUUUGGAUUGGACAUUUUGGCCAAUUUUCAAGAAGCUCGAGUCGUCGCGGCUCAUAUGAUAGGUGCUAUGACCUGUUUUACAGCUGGAACCAUCUACUUUUGUCUUCAAACAUAUAUAAGUCACAAAAUGGUACCAGCAGUAAAUAGCAAAAUUGUCGUGUACGUUCGUGCAAGUUUAUCAAUUUUGACUUUAAUUUUAACAGUUAUGACAAUCGUGCCUGGAUACAUUUCAAUGCUACAGUUUCAAGGUAACGAUUACAAAAAAUGGCUACCAACAGACGGUGGCUGGGGUUGGCACGUUGCUAGUGCCAUUUCUGAAUGGGUUUUGGCAAUUGUCUAUUGCGCUUUUCUUCUGACAUUCGUGCCAGAGUUCCGACUAAUUAACUUCGAAGAUCCUGUGGUCACGCUGAUAUACUUGGAUAAGGGUCCAGACUUAACUCAAAAUGACAAAAUAUCUCAUAAGUUGGAUACUCAAGAAUCUUAAAUUACUCCAAAG
Messenger RNA from Osmia bicornis bicornis, 1106 nucleotides. Its product is annotated as DNA damage-regulated autophagy modulator protein 1-like. The record is from RefSeq and is a predicted model, not a curated record. Lineage: Eukaryota; Metazoa; Arthropoda; Insecta; Hymenoptera; Megachilidae. The transcript is spliced from 8 exons. The coding region runs from base 300 to 1094 and encodes 264 amino acids.